AUGAGAUCCAUAGAGGAUAAGGGGUGCUUGAGUCAUGGAACUACACAAGAGAUGCCGGAUGAAAGUUGUAUGAGUUUUGAGUUCCACAAAGGAAAUGGGAUGAAUCGAGCUUCUCACCAACGAACAGCCUUAGGGAAACCAACUCCGUCAAAAUGGGACGAUGCACAAAAAUGGCUAGUAAAUCUAUCGAAAGAAGGAGAUAAAAAUCAGGCAAAAGCUUCCCCCCGUAAUUCAAAUGCUGAUGACAAGAGAUUGAUUGUUCAGGUACCAAAGAAGGAAUACUCGAGUGGUGAGGAAGAUGAUGAUGGUACUGGCUCUACAAAAGCGAGUCCAUAUGAAGUGGAAACUAAGAAAAUAGACUGUGAUGAGUCAAUAUGGAGAAUCAGUAAGCCAGUUAAUAGUUCUGCAUCAGUUGUGAGCUCAAUAUGUGUGAGGGAUAUGGGGACAGAAAUGACUCCGAUAGCGAGUCAAGAACCCUCGAGAACGGCAACUCCUAUCAAAGCCAGAACUCCAGUAUCAAAAAGCCCCAUAUGCUCAGGUCCAUCAACUCCGGUAAGAAGUCAGAGCGGAUUGCUGGCUCACAAAAGUGGCCAAGCUGUUACUAUCCUGACUGGGACGAGAGACGAGGGUAGCAGGGGCAAUGGUACCACUAUACGAUGCAGCAGAGACGGAGAAGAACCAAAUGCUAACAAUGCGCCUGCAAGCAGGACUACAGAUCAAUCAAGAAAGUUAAAUCCUCUGGAAACCCGAGCAACAGCUUGGGAUGAGGCCGAGCGUGCUAAAAACAUGGCAAGGUACAAGCGCGAAGAGGUGAAGAUUCAGGUCUGGGAAAAUCAUCAGAAGAGGAAAGCUGAAAUGGGAAUGCGGAGAAUGGAGGUGAAGGCUGAAAGAAUGAAAUCUCGAGCACAAGAAAAGUACACGAACAAGCUUGCGUCUACUAGGAGAAUAGCAGAGGAAAAGCGCUCAAAUGCUGAAGCCAAACUAAAUGAAAAGGCCGUGAAGACAUCAGAAAGGGCAGAUUAUAUUAGAAGAACGGGUCAUCUUCCCUCUUCUUUUUUCUUUAAGCUGCCUUCCUUUUGCAGCCCAGCUUCCACGAGACGGGGGGAGCAUGAUGGACUCCUGGUGACGGUGGGCAGCACCUACUGCCUUCGUGACUUGAACGCAGCUGCUUCCGGUUCGGGCGCUGUCGCUUGCUGUGGUGUGGCUAUGAGUGUUGGGUUUUGCCGUGCAUUCGGUUGGUGGUGGGUGCGAUGGUGGAUUUGCUGUGAGGUUGUGUUGUAUGUUUGUGCAUGCGUGCGGCAGGUUGGCAGUGGGUGCGGUGGUGAAGUUACCGGACCAAUAUCUGCUAUCAAUUGUGCGCGAAAUGAGAGGGCAAGGCCCCAGUUAUACAAGGCUCUCAAAUCAUUCCGGUUUAUGGAGAAUUACAGAAUCACAAUCAACGCCGGUGGAGUAGAGCUGGAGACCGAAGAGGCGAAUGGGUUGAGUGUUCGGAAGGGAGUGGGGCUGCAGACCGGAGACACUAAAGCCGUUGGAGAUGAUGUGGGAAUCGCCAUGGGAAUCUGCAGGAUAAUUAUUCUGAAUUUGUUGCAAGAAAUGUUCAUAUGUUAUAUGUCGAUAUCUAUCAAUGUUCCUUUUUGGUAUUAUGCGUUCAAUGCGCUCUUAACGCCUUUCUUAACACAAAGGACUAAGAUCAUCUUCGGUUGUCCAGCUAGGGUUACUGAAAAACUACUCAAAUACAUUGGUACAAAACAAAUUUUGUGUUUGACUAUAAGGGACCGGAAAGAAAGGCAUGUGAUCAAGCUAAAUGGGUAUGCUUUGGUGGAUUUGCUAUUGAAGCUAACGGGUUUAUUUAUCAAUGAACAUAUGUAA
Fraxinus pennsylvanica is the source of this 1869-nucleotide messenger RNA. The record is from the annotation of a GenBank genome assembly. Lineage: Eukaryota; Viridiplantae; Streptophyta; Magnoliopsida; Lamiales; Oleaceae.